AUGAUGAUCAAUAGCAUGGCAUCGAAACGGAAUUCCCGAGCUUUUGUGGACGAGUCCACACACAUCACAGAAGGCCACACAACGCCCAACGGGACACAAUUUCGAUCAAGACACGGAUCUCGUAGCACUUCCAAGGACGAAGUGAAGCAAGAAAUGGAGGAGGCGCUUUCAACCAUGAGUCGCACACCCAGCUUUACUGCUGUCGCAAUGGAGACUUCUCUAUCAACAUCCACAAGUGAUAGCGACUCACGCUCUUCAUCCAUUUCCCCACCCAUGUCUACAGAUGGCCGACCUUUCAACUUCGGAGUUGUUGUUCCAGGUGUCUACCGAAGCAGCUUCCCCAAGUCCCACGACUUCGAAUACAUCAAGGGCUUGGGGCUCAAGACUAUUGUCACGCUCGUCAAGAAGGAUGACCUUGAUCACGACCUUGAGACUUUCAUUACUCGCGAGGGCAUUCGACAAGUUGUCUUCAACAUGAAGGGUACCAAGAAGGAGGCUAUCCCAUUGGACACGAUGAAGGGCAUUCUCAACGUCGUUCUCGACAAGUCAAAUUACCCCCUCCUGAUCCAUUGCAACCAUGGCAAGCACCGAACAGGAUGCGUCGUUGGUGUCGUUCGCAAGAUUACCGGCUGGGACGCCGCACGGGUUGUCGCAGAGUACAACACCUACGCCGAGCCCAAGGCUCGAGAGUGCGAUGUCACAUAUCUUGAGGGCUUCGAGGUUUCAAGUCUAGUUCUUGCCAAUACACUAGGGCAACGAGAUGUUUGCUCACGAUGCGAUCGACUCCAAUCUCGCACGUUCUUUCGGGCCGUCGUCUUCUCAACCGCCGUCCUGACCUUGUGGUUCCUGUCCGGGUCAAGACUCGGUACAGCUACGGGACUCGACCCUCUCUGA
This is a messenger RNA of Fusarium coffeatum, 894 nucleotides long. RefSeq lists its product as uncharacterized. Gene Ontology annotation, biological process: protein dephosphorylation. Gene Ontology annotation, molecular function: phosphatase activity; inositol diphosphate tetrakisphosphate diphosphatase activity. Gene Ontology annotation, cellular component: cytoplasm. Bases 1 to 894 code for a protein of 297 amino acids. The transcript is spliced from 3 exons. The record is from RefSeq and is a predicted model, not a curated record. Lineage: Eukaryota; Fungi; Ascomycota; Sordariomycetes; Hypocreales; Nectriaceae.